AGGUUCAGUUGAAGAACUGGCCAGCGAGUAGCGAGUUACCUCCCGUGCCUGUUGUCUCAGAGCCGGUCUUGGAUGUGUUGAAGGACGACAAAUGGGUGGACCGCUUCGCUCUCGUGGGUUCGCAACGCUGGACGCUGGGCAGAGCCGUAGGCGAAGUGGAUGUGGUGAUGAAUCAUCCGAGCGUUUCCAGGCAACAUGCCGCCCUUUCUCGCGGCUCCGCUGGGAUCUAUCUGACGGAUUUGAACUCGCAGCACGGCGUCUUCGUUCAAGGACAACGGAUCGAGAAGAACUUCCGGGUGCUCUUGAAGAAUGGCGACGGCAUCCGCUUCGGCACCUCGACCCGGCUCUACUACUACCAUGAGCCGAGGACGGAGCGAUCCAGCGAAUGAAGGAAAA
Messenger RNA from Cladocopium goreaui, 396 nucleotides. Lineage: Eukaryota; Dinophyceae; Suessiales; Symbiodiniaceae. The record is from the annotation of a GenBank genome assembly.